This is a messenger RNA of Varanus komodoensis (Komodo dragon), 3168 nucleotides long. It is a transcript of the gene THBS3, whose product is annotated as thrombospondin 3. Gene Ontology annotation, molecular function: calcium ion binding. Gene Ontology annotation, cellular component: extracellular region. Bases 28 to 2781 code for a protein of 917 amino acids. The record is from RefSeq and is a predicted model, not a curated record. NCBI's taxonomy places the organism in Eukaryota, Metazoa, Chordata, Lepidosauria, Squamata, Varanidae. Gene Ontology annotation, biological process: cell adhesion. The transcript is spliced from 22 exons.
CUUCUGACAGUGACGGAGCCGCGACACAUGGCCAGCGUGAUCAGCAAGAUCCGAACGGAGCUGAUCUCCGUCAACAACGUCUACCUGCUCUCCACCUUCCGCUUGCCCCCCAAGCAAGGCGGGGUGCUGUUUGGGCUCUACUACAAGAAGGACAACAGCCGCUGGUUUGAGGCCUCCAUUGUUGGCAAGACCAACAAAGUCCUUGUCCGGUACCUGCGUGCCGACAGCAAGAUCCACUCGGUCAACCUGCAGAAUGCCAACCUGUCGGACGGCCGCAGCCACACGGUCUUGCUGCGGGUGACCGGCCUGCAAGGCAGCAACCUGGCCAUGGAGCUGUACGUGGAUUGCAAGCAGGUGGACUCCAGCGUAGCCCUGCCCGAGAUGAAAGCCAUGGAGCUGGUCCAGUUGGAGGCGGUGGAGGUGCGGACUGGACAGAAGGCAUACCUCCGCACGCAGGGCUUCAUGGAGUCGCUGAAGCUGAUUCUGGGAGGAUCCAUGAGCCGCGUGGGGGCCUUAAGCGAGUGUCCCUUCCAGGGCGACGAAUCCAUGCAGAACACGGUAUCCAACGUGAUAAAUUCCCUCUUUGGUGAGCAAACCAAAGCCCUUGUGAAGCAGCUGACUCUCUUCAACCAGAUCCUGAUGGAACUCCAAGAAGACAUGCGCGACCAGGUGAAGGAGAUGUCCUUGAUCCGGAACACCAUUAUGGAAUGCCAGGUGUGCGGGUUCCAUGAACACCGCUCCCGUUGCAACCCGAGUCCUUGUUUCAGUGGCGUUGACUGCAUGGAGACCUACGAGUACCCAGGCUACCGCUGCGGGCCCUGCCCACCUGGCUUCGAAGGCAACGGCACCCACUGUGCCGACAUCAACGAGUGUGUCCACGCCAACCCUUGUUUUCCCGGAUCCAAGUGUCUCAACACCGCACCUGGCUUUCGCUGUGAGCCUUGCCCACCUGGCUACAAAGGGAAUCUUAUCUCUGGCGUGGGAGCUGAUUACGCCCGGGCCAGCAAACAGGUUUGCACAGACAUCGACGAAUGUAAUGAUGGAAAUAAUGGCGGAUGUGACCCCAACGCAAUCUGUACCAACACUCUGGGAUCCUUCAAAUGCGGGCCCUGCAAGUCGGGCUUCUUUGGGAACCAGACGGGCAGCUGCACCCCGCAAAAGACCUGCCAGAGCCCCAGCCACAACCCCUGUGACGUGAACGGCUACUGCCUCUUCGAACGCAACGGGGACGUCUCCUGCGCGUGUAGUGUGGGCUGGGCCGGAAACGGAAACGUGUGCGGACGGGACACCGAUAUUGAUGGCUACCCAGACGAGCCGUUGCCGUGUAUCGACAACAACAAGCACUGUUCCCAGGACAACUGCCGCCUCACACCAAAUUCAGGACAAGAAGAUGCAGACAACGACGGCAUUGGGGACCAGUGCGAUGACGACGCAGAUGGAGACGGGAUCAAGAACGUAGAGGACAAUUGCCGCCUCUUUCCCAAUAAAGACCAGCAAAAUUCCGAUACGGAUUCUUUUGGCGACGCUUGUGACAACUGUCCCAACGUGCCCAACAAUGACCAGAAGGACACGGACGGCAACGGGGAAGGAGACGCGUGUGACAACGACAUCGAUGGGGAUGGGAUCCCCAAUGGGUUAGAUAAUUGCCCCAAGGUCCCCAACCCACUGCAAACGGACCGUGAUGAAGAUGGGGUGGGAGAUGCCUGCGACAGCUGCCCUGAGAUGAGCAACCCCACUCAGACAGAUGCUGACAGUGACCUGGUGGGAGAUGUUUGUGACACCAAUGAGGACCUGGACGGUGACGGUCACCAGGAUACGAAAGACAACUGUGCAGAGAUUCCAAACAGCUCUCAGCUAGAUUCGGACAACGACGGCCUGGGAGACGAAUGCGACAACGACGACGACAACGACGGCAUCCCCGACUACGUGCCCCCCGGGCCAGACAACUGCCGUCUUGUUGCCAACCCCAACCAGAAGGAUUCGGAUGGCAAUGGAGUGGGCGAUGCCUGUGAGGAGGACUUCGACAAUGACACCGUGGCUGACCCGUUGGACGUGUGCCCAGAGAGCUCUGAGGUGACACUGACCGACUUCCGGGCGUACCAGACGGUCAUCCUGGAUCCCGAGGGCGAUGCCCAGAUUGAUCCCAACUGGGUUGUUCUCAACCAGGGAAUGGAAAUUGUACAGACAAUGAACAGUGACCCAGGCUUGGCUGUGGGAUACACGGCGUUCAACGGGGUGGACUUUGAGGGCACCUUCCACGUCAACACCAUCACCGACGAUGACUAUGCCGGAUUCAUCUUUGCCUACCAAGACAGCGCCAGCUUCUACGUGGUCAUGUGGAAACAAACAGAGCAGACCUACUGGCAGGCCACGCCGUUUCGUGCCGUGGCAGAGCCGAGCUUGCAACUCAAGGCGAUAAAGUCCAACACGGGCCCAGGCGAAUACCUGCGCAAUGCCCUGUGGCACACGGGCCACACGCCCGACCACGUGCGGCUGCUCUGGAAGGACCCACGCAAUGUGGGGUGGAAGGACAAGACCUCCUACCGGUGGCGCCUCUUGCAUCGGCCCCAGGUGGGCUACAUCAGGGUGCUGCUUUACGAAGGACCGCAGCUGGUGGCUGAUUCGGGCGUCAUCAUUGACACGACCAUGCGAGGCGGGCGCUUGGGGGUGUUCUGCUUCUCCCAGGAGAACAUCAUCUGGUCCAACCUCCAGUAUCGCUGCAACGAUACUAUCCCUGAGGAUUUUGAGCCGUUCCGCCGGAUUUUACUGGAAGGACCUUGAACGAGGGACAUCGGAGAAGCCCGCCAGCAAUGCAAAACCAGGACCUCUCUUCUCAAAGACUCCUGGCCGCCCACCCUAACGAAGUGGGCAUCGUUUCUGUGCCUUUGCCCCAAACACACACACACACACACACGCACGCACACUUUGGACUGGAAAAUGUCACUCUUUUCUUUUGGGAAAGCAAAAGUUGAUAGCCAGAGUCCAGCAGUUUUGUCUGCAGGACUCACAAAAAUCCUUGACCAAAGGAAUCAGCAAAGGAUUAUGGGGGGCAAGGGAACCAGCCAAUAGGAGAGGGCUGCUACAAAGCUAAUUCCUACCAGCAUGCUGUCUCUGCUGGUGUGUCUUUCCCAUCCCUUUGGGGAUACAUGAAUUUGCCCAUAAAAGUUC